Molecule: messenger RNA, 3666 nt
Organism: Naegleria lovaniensis
Lineage: Eukaryota; Heterolobosea; Eutetramitea; Acrasida; Naegleriidae
Exons: 2
Coding region: 1-3666 (1221 amino acids)
Biological process (GO): protein autophosphorylation; phosphorelay signal transduction system
Molecular function (GO): phosphorelay sensor kinase activity; histidine phosphotransfer kinase activity
Source: RefSeq, a predicted model, not a curated record
AUGCCGGGUGCAACCUUCUCUUCGAACGUAGAAGGCACCAAUCUAAGCGGAAAGCAACCCUUGUUUGAGUUGAAGGAUAUGUCUACUCCACCUGUUACGCCAAAUCCAACAAUAACAUCAUCAUCACAAAGUAAGAGAGAAGAAUUAUCGUCAUCACAUACUAACUCGAUACAUAACCCUUCGGCAAUCACAACAGCCGUGGAAAUACAACACGAACGAGAACCUACUAGUAGAGACACUCAAAUACAUAAUCAAAACACAACCACACAUUCAUCAAUGAAUCAUACAAAUCGUAACAAUCAGCAAGAGCAAACAACAAUUCAAAACACAACAGCAAAUCAACAACAAACAGUAAUUAAUGUACCUCCUUCAUCAACAGCUUUUCCAGGUAAUAUUGUAGAAGCGGCACAUGAAGAAGAUGAUGAUGGAAGCAACUCGGUUGCGCUCAAACAUUCAUCACGCGUACGACGAUUUCUUUCUCUUAUAUACACUAAAUCUUCUUCCUUCCUGCUGGGAUAUCGAUUUGUAAACUUUCCAGGUUUGCGAGCACACAACAGCAUUAAGGAUCCAUAUGAACGGCUGUCCAUCGCAUACUAUUCUGUUUACUUUGUCUUUCAUCUCUUCUUUUCAAUAUCCAUGAUCAUCCAACAACUCAUCCGUUUCAAAACCCUUUCACUUCUCUACAUAUUAGAUGCCACGUUUUCACUCAUUGGCUUCAUUCUCUUCCGCUCUCCUUUCCCCCAUGUCUACCUCUAUGUUUUCCUUGCCUACCUGUUCUCUGUUCCUUAUGUUCUAAUUAACCUUGCUUCUUCCUCCAUUGACACAAAUUCCAUCCUUUCAUUAUUAAUUUUCCAACAAAAUGAUUUCGUCCCUUAUCACCAUCUAAUUCUAGCCACUAACUUGAGACUAAUUAUAUUUCCAACAAUAUUUGCAGCCAUUGGGCUGUCUAGUACUAAAACAUUGAUAGUAGCGAUAAUAGGUUAUAUACUGGCGUUCAUUCAAUUCGGAUGGCUAGGAGGUAUUAUGCAAGGUCUAAAGCUAAAUUACGGAGAUUACUUUUGUGAUAUUUUGUUUAUUUCAAUACCCUAUAUCGUUGCUAUUUUAAUUUUAAACAACAUGCAUCAGGCAUUUAGAUCUCAGAUAAAAGAAGUAGAAACAAGACUUUCCAAUAUGCUUAAUAUCACAAAUGAAGCAAUUAUAAUACAAAGUAGACGGAAAAAGAAAAUUAUUUACGUCAAUCUCGCUUUUGAAAGAAUGUUUGGGUAUGAACACGAUGAAAUUGUUCAUGCCAACAAGAAUAUACUUGAUCUAUUAGUAGGACCUCCGGUAAUAGCAACAGACGAAUGGACGCUAUGUAAAGCAAGAACGAAACUUGGAGAUAGAUUUGGGGUUGAGGUUACUCACAAAGUUGAUUUCUUAAGCUCUAAAAAGGUCGAUGUUUUCAUUGUAAGAAACAAUGAACUUAACGAUCAAGUGCGCUUGAUGAAUGAAAAGGCCAGACAGGCUCAGAUAGAGCUUCAGAGUAGAACAACAUUCUUCAGUAUGAUUUCUCACGAUUUAAAGAACCCAUUGAAUUCUAUAUAUCUAAUUGCUCAAAAGAUGCAUGAAGAUUUUAUGAGUCAACAGACAGUUGAUUUCCAUGAAGGACUUGAAUGGAUGAAUAUGAUUCUUUCUAGUUGUCAUAUUUUGAGCAAUAUUAUUCAAGAUGUUCUUUCAUCUUCCAAAUUGGAAUCAGGAACUGUGGAAUUGGACCUUUCUAAUUUUGAUUUAGUGUACUCAAUCGAAGAAAUUAUUUCUAUCAACAGUGUUACCGCAUUUAAGAAAGGCAUUGAUGUGGGACUGGAAAUCGAUAUCAAACGAGGAUCGAAACACAGGGUACCAAUUGUUGUUAAAGGAGACGUUCACAAGUUCCAACAAAUUUUAACAAAUUUAAUGGGUAAUGCAAUCAAGUUUACUCAUUCUGGAUCUGUGACAGUUUCAGUGGACGUUCAAGACGAAACAGAUAACACUGUUAAGGUAUUUGUUGUGGUUUGUGAUACAGGCAUUGGUAUCCCAAAGGAAAAACAGAAAGAUUUGUUUAAAGUUUUUUCCCGACUGAAAAAAGAUAAGGAAUAUGAAGGCAGCGGACUUGGUUUGAGCAUUUGUAAAAACCUCACAAAUCUCAUGAAUGGAGACAUUGGCUGUUAUAGCAACGGUGAAUCUGGAAGCAACUUUUGGUUCACUGUAACAUUCCAGAAGGGGUCAAGAGGAGAAGAUCAUGAUAAGAUUGUCGAACGAGCUGAAAAACGUUUACCUCUUACAGAAGAAGCCAAGCUCAUGGAAGUCAAAGAAAAGCUUAAUUCCAAUUAUCCUUCAUCUACUUGUCUUGUAGUUUACAAAGAGCCAAAAAUUAGAAACAUUUUGACAAAUUAUCUGAGGGAAACAUUUGAUGACCAGGUGGUAUCAAUGGAGAAUGAUGUAGACACCAUGUUUAUGAACGCAGAAUCUCUAGAAAAUGUAACAGAGAAAUUCCUUCAUAAUUCUUCAUCGAACAUUCAUGAAUGGAGCGUUCAAAAACCAAUUUCUUUCAUCAUUCUAGACGAUUCUUGUUUCCUUCCUGACAACCUCCCAAAGAACGAAAAUGCUCUUUUCAACUCAGCCCAAAACACCAAUAGCAUUCGUGUAGGUUCCUCUUCCAGCACUGGUAGAAGAAAUAGCUCAGUGAUUUACAGCCCUUCAGAAAUUGAAAGAAUUUAUUCUACUGUCUACAAACUGAGACGUAUUGUUGAAAAUCAUAACUCAAAAUUAGCUUUAGGUGGAUUUAGCUUAUCAACAAAAGUAGUGGUAUGGUUUGAUAAAUUCGAGCCAAAGAGAUUCCUGAGCUUCAUUAGAAAAGAUCCUUCUAACUUUGAAAGGAAAUCAAACACCAAAGGCUUAUUUGACUUGACACUUAGAAAGCCUAUCACCUUAUUCUCAUUCCAAUAUAUGAUUCAACAAUUAUUGGCCAUUAAGCCCUCAACAAUCGCCCAUAACGAAAGAAAACUUAUAGAGACGUACCAAUUUCCUCCAAAGCAAGACGCAAAUACCAACCAUCGAAAAUUAUCUAUGGACCCUACUGUUAUUACUUCUUCAGGUGUAAAUCCAUCUCAAGAUUCAAGGAGCUCUUCAUUAGAUACAAUAUCUAUUGCUCGUUCUAGCUUCUCUCAAGACAAGUCAACACCUGAAGAAGAAAAAUUUGUUACUUUGAAUGUCCUUGUUGCUGACGACAACAAUAUUAACAGAAAUGUCAUGAUUAAAAUUUUAGGAGGACUAUCAGGAAAUUCAGAUAUGGAAAAUCAAAUAUCAGAAAUCAAGAAUUGUCCUUGCAAGCUAGUAAUACGUACCAAAGGAGCUGUGAACGGUAAAGAAGCAUAUGAUGAAUUUAUUCAAAACUUUAACACUCCAACCAAAUAUGACGCAAUUAUUCUCGAUGUUCAUAUGGACGUGAUGAGUGGAUUGGAAUGUUCACAAAAAAUUAGACAAUUCGAGUCAGAACACAAGGCUAAACCUUGUGUGUUAAUUGGAGCCACAGGAGAUAGCGACGGAGAGCACAUUUGCAAACAAGCUGGAAUGAAUCUUGUUUGUUUGAAACCCAUCUCUCAAACACAAAUACGAAAUGUUGUCAAGCACGUGGUGGAGGAGUUGUGA